Sphaeroforma arctica JP610 is the source of this 186-nucleotide messenger RNA. RefSeq lists its product as hypothetical. The transcript has a single exon. The record is from RefSeq and is a predicted model, not a curated record. Lineage: Eukaryota; Ichthyosporea; Ichthyophonida. The annotation marks the transcript as partial.
GUGAAUACCCCCACAGAAGACCCCACGUGUCUAUGGGAAUGCGCUGCACUGGCGGCCUCAGUAAAAGACUACGCCGCCAAGUUCAACUACAGAACGAGUGAUCUGGGCAAGCAACGAAGGUACGCAUACACACAUGCAUCGGGCAUGCUGUGUGGAUUGAAGGACCGUGUAAUGUGUAGGCAAUGA